AUGUUCCUCCUUCUCUCGAUGUGCAUGUGUGGUCUUCUGCUGCGAGGUGACGCACAGGACCGAGCUGCUCUGUGGAGGGGAAACGACCGAAGUGGACGAUGCCAGUACACCUUCACUGUACCCAGCCCGGUCGAGGCCAGCUGCCCGCAGACCGGAGGCCCCGAGGUGGAGGGCCUGAAGGCUAGACUCAGCCUGCUGGAGGUGCUGGUGUCCCAGCUUUCUGGGGGGGACACCGGGGGUCCCCUAGGGGCUGGAACCAGAGUUCAGCCUGAGCUUCAGGAGGCGCUGAACCGGGCCAUGGGGGAGAGGAACCUGCUACAGGGGGAGAAGGAGCGCCUGGAGGGGGAGUUGGAGGUGCUUCAGCGCAGGAUGGAGGAGAUGAGAAGGGAGACGGAGAGGCUGAGAAACAGACCAUGUCCCCCGCAGACCCCUGCGGUGCCACCAAGCCAGCCUCUGCAGAACAGUGGCCUGACGAGACCUGCAGUGGGUUCCAGUCUGAUGUCUCAGCUGAUGACCAGGCCCAACAGCCAGGGAGACAGCAGCAGUUUGAGAGACUCAAUGUGGCAGUACAGAUCUCCAAGCUUCCAGGAACUGAAGGCAGAGGUGACAGAGGUACCUGCUCCUGACGGCUCCGAGGACAACACAGGUUGUGGGGAGCUGGUUUCAAUUGGUGAGCCGGUCACUCAUAGGAAGGCCGACAACAUAGAAGGUAAAUAUGGUGUUUGGAUGCAGGAUCCCGAAGCUGUCUCCCCUUAUGGACCCAACAUGGUCUGGCGCAUUGACACCAUUGGCUCUGACGUCAGGAAGCUGUUCGGGUAUGAGGACAUGGAACAACUCUCUAAAGGCUUUCCAUCCAAGGUCCUGUUGUUGCCGGAGCCGGUGGAGAGCACUGGUGCCACUGUGUACCGAGGCUCCCUGUACUAUCAGAGGCGUCGCAGCCGCACCCUCAUCCGCUACGACCUGGCAUCUGAGAGCGUCGCAGCCCGCCGUGACCUCUCCCAUGCCGGCUUCCACGGCCAGUUCCCCUACUCCUGGGGAGGCUACACGGACAUCGACCUGUCUGUGGAUGAGCGGGGGCUGUGGGCCGUCUACUCCACCAACAAAGCCAAAGGAGCCAUCGUGAUCUCACAGCUGGACCCACACAGUCUGGAGGUGAAGAAGAGCUGGGAGACCAACAUCAGGAAGAACUCUGUGGCCAACUCCUUCAUUGUCUGCGGCAAGCUGUACACCGUGGCCAGCUACACGGCACCCGACACCAUCAUCAACUACAUGUAUGACACCGAAACCAGCCAGGGGAAGCCCGUGGCCAUCCCAUUCAGGAACAAGUACCGCUACAACAGCAUGAUCGACUAUAACCUGGCUCAGAGGAAGCUGUUUGCCUGGGACAACUACUACAUGGUAUCCUAUGACCUCAGGCUGGGUCGCCAGCAGGCCAACUGAGGAUGCCAUGAGAGACUGUUGAAAAGUGACAUUUGCUCACCUGUUCCUGCUUCAAAGACUCGGAGUUUUAGAGCAUAAUGCGUGUGGUAGAAGUAGUAAUACAGCCAACACCAUCAGUAUCGACAUGUAGAAGAGCCUAACAACCAAACUCCAAAGACGAAGACGUUUAAGGAACAGUGUCCCCUGCAGGUCUGCUUUUUUUUUUCUUCAGUGGGAGGAGCUUUUGCUGUGGCAUGGUCCACAAAUAUGUUUUUAGAGGAAUUAUUUUUGUACUGCCUUUAAUUCAGAUGUAUUAUUUUUUUGUUUGUAUUUGAGGUCUGAAAGAUGAAGCACAGUGGAAUUUCACAAGCAAGUGGGAUAAUUAAUGCAUACAAUUAACAACACACACUCCUGUGGUGCUACCCGCCCUACAGCAUUUCACCAGUCCACAUCUUUAUUAAAUAAAUUGCUCUCUCACUCAGCAUGUAUUAAAUAUCGCAUGUCCUUGUCCAUCAACAUACUGUUGUAAUGUAAAUUGUAAUGAAAUAAACUUCUUCCUAAAUUA
Molecule: messenger RNA, 1984 nt
Organism: Micropterus salmoides (largemouth bass)
Lineage: Eukaryota; Metazoa; Chordata; Actinopteri; Centrarchiformes; Centrarchidae
Gene: myoc
Product: myocilin
Exons: 5
Coding region: 1-1440 (479 amino acids)
Biological process (GO): signal transduction; osteoblast differentiation
Cellular component (GO): Golgi apparatus
Source: RefSeq, a predicted model, not a curated record